Molecule: messenger RNA, 1432 nt
Organism: Ostrinia furnacalis (Asian corn borer)
Lineage: Eukaryota; Metazoa; Arthropoda; Insecta; Lepidoptera; Crambidae
Gene: d4
Product: double PHD fingers d4
Exons: 9
Biological process (GO): nervous system development
Cellular component (GO): nBAF complex
Source: RefSeq, a predicted model, not a curated record
GUGUCGCACAGAGCCAUUGCAACUUGUUCAUGACAAGAAAACAGCGCAUGCCUGGCGCGAAAGAGGGGCAAGUCUACACAUAUCCUGCACAAAGAUGGCGCAAAGCCCGCCGCCAAUACCUCACAAUGUCGUCAACCCGGUGGGGUUGGAGCGGCGCAACGGAUACCGCGGACACCACAGGAGAAGGCGAGAACAGUUCCGGCAUACCGGGCGACUCGCUGGCCGGGGAGGACAGUCGAGAUGGAUCGCAGACUGCCGCCAAAGAUGACCCUAAGGAAUGGUUCUACGACGAGCUAGCGAUGGAAGAGAUGGAGACAGGCGAGGAGCCGGAAGCGGAGUCCGACGAGGACUACUACGACGACACCUAUGCCAACCGUCGCCGCAAACGAGGGGGCGCAGCGCUCACCGGCCCGGGCUCCCGCGGCGGCCGCACGCGCAAGUCCCAGCCUGACGACACGCCUGCCAAGCGGGGCCGCGCGGGCCGCGGAAGGAAACGCGCUGGGCAAGGCACACUCCCUUACGAGACCACAGGCGACUCGGAAAAGCCAUUCGGCUGCGAACUGUGCGGAGCUAAAUACAAGACGCGAGCCGGUCUCACUUACCACUUCACGCACACGCACAAGGAUCCGCCGAGCGGCAGUGCCGGUGCCGCGGCUGGCAGUGACGGCGACUCGCGCGACAGCCGCGGCGGCGCCCACACGCCGCCGGCGGUGGCGGCGGCCCCAUCGGCGGUCGGCGGCCCGGCUCAACCCGCGACAGAGUACCAAGAUAGCUACGUGACGUUUCUGAACAACCCCGGAGUUGGUGCUGCGACGUCGGCAGCCACAUCGGCAGCCACGGCGCCGGCCCCGGCGCCGGUCCGGCGCGCGUCGCCGCCGCCUCGGCCGGCGUCGGCCGACACGUCGUCGUCGGACUCAGCGCACGCGCCGCUCGUGCCGCCCGCUACCACGGCUCCGGCGCCGCCGCCGCUGCCGGAGCUGAAGGAGCCGGCGACUAAGGUAUGUACCCCUCUAUAGUGUAGGCGACUGCCUGAGCUGAAGGAGCCGGCGACUAAGGCGUCACCAUCACCAUACUGCGACUUCUGCCUCGGCGACGACCGCGAGAACAAAAAGACGGGAACGCCCGAACAGCUCGUCAGCUGCUCCGACUGCGGCCGAUCAGGGCACCCCACCUGCCUGCAAUUCACCGCGAAUAUGAUGGUGUCGGUGUGCAAAUACCGCUGGCAAUGCAUCGAGUGCAAGUGUUGUUCGCUCUGCGGAAACAGCGACAACGAUGAUCAGCUGCUGUUCUGCGACGACUGCGACCGCGGCUACCACAUGUACUGCCUGGCGCCGCCGCUCGAGACGCCGCCCGAGGGCUCCUGGUCGUGCGCGCUGUGCAUCAAGCAGUUCCACUGCAAGGACUAGGUGAGACGGUGUUGCUGGGAACAUUG